This is a messenger RNA of Ictalurus furcatus (blue catfish), 3142 nucleotides long. It is a transcript of the gene mmp28, whose product is annotated as matrix metallopeptidase 28. Gene Ontology annotation, cellular component: extracellular matrix. NCBI's taxonomy places the organism in Eukaryota, Metazoa, Chordata, Actinopteri, Siluriformes, Ictaluridae. Gene Ontology annotation, molecular function: metalloendopeptidase activity; zinc ion binding. The transcript is spliced from 8 exons. The record is from RefSeq and is a predicted model, not a curated record. The coding region runs from base 584 to 2122 and encodes 512 amino acids. Gene Ontology annotation, biological process: collagen catabolic process; extracellular matrix organization; proteolysis.
ACUUUUCUGUAAUGAAUUCACAUCAGAACGUUGCAUUAUUGAAUGUUGAGGUUUUAUGUGGUUAUUAGCAGCAAUGUGCAGCAGUACUUGUAUCCUUUCUCUGGAAGAUCUCUGGCCUGCAUGAGCAGCUGUAUUAUAGGUGGGAGCGGUGCUAACGUUUAGCCCAGCGCAAUAGACUCAAGCCUGAACCUUGCACAUCUGGAUUAAAGUGGGCCAUCUUUAAAAGAUGGGUAUAGGCAUUCUAGACACCUUAACCAUUGCAUCUUGCACCUUUUAACGCUUCAAUUCAUAGAUCCUGUAAGCGUUUCUAGUGCUAGUAAAUGCGCUGUAUUGUCCUUCCUGUGCACUUGGGAGGCGGUUCUCUCACACACUUCCCCCUUAAGCACUUUGCUUACGGUUAUGAAAGGGAAAUAAUGCUUACUUCUGUUAGUGUUGUGGAAAAGAGUCUGUGGCAGUGUCGUACACGUUAAAAUAAUACCGUUAGAAAUGCGUUUUCGGGUGGAUUAAUUGGCACGGGUCAUUUUUUUCAUACGGAAGUGAUAACCCGAUCAGCUGUGUCAGUGGAUUAAUCUGGAGCUCUGACAUGGACUUGCAGUUUUUAGUGUUUCUUCUGAACGGGGAGUUAUUUCUGUGCGCGUCUUUAUCUGAGGCUGUGAGCGCUUCACUGAAGCCCAGAGAUGCCGAGGGCUUUCUUGAGAAAUAUGGCUACCUCCAUGAGCAGGAUCACACACACAGUGCAGACAAAGUCACAUCAGCUGUCAGGCAAUUUCAGUGGUUGUCCCAUCUGCCCAUCACUGGUAGACUGGACAGUACCACGUUGUUGAAGAUGGUAUCACCACGCUGUGGGGUGAAAGACAGAGGUAGCAAUGAAGCCUGGGCACGGCGAGUUAACUCUGUUUUUACAGGGCAAAGUCAACAGCACCUUCGCAAGAAACGCUAUACUCGACCAGGAGGGAAAUGGUACAAGCAGAACCUGACAUACCAGAUAGUGAACUGGCCACGCCAUCUCUCCCACGGUCCUGUGCAGCUAGCAGUGCGAACGGCUUUCCAGCUCUGGAGCAAUGUUUCAGGAUUGGUUUUCCAUGAAUUGAGUGACGGACCAACAGACAUCCGACUGGCUUUCUACGAGGGCGAGCACAAUGAUGGCACCAGCAAUGCGUUUGAUGGCCCAGGUGGUGCGCUGGCGCACGCUUUUUUCCCAUGCCGGGGUGAGGCUCACUUUGAUAAAGCUGAGCGCUGGACUCUGAGUGGUCACAAAGGUCAUAACCUUUUCCUGGUCACUGCUCAUGAAAUUGGCCACACACUGGGAUUAGAGCACUCACCAGUCCGUCACGCUCUCAUGUCACCAUACUAUAAGAAGCUUGGUCGUAGUCUACUGCUGAGCUGGGAUGACAUUACAGCUGUGCAACAAUUAUAUGGUAAACCAUCUGGAGGUGCAGUGGAGCAGAUCCCAAGCCAAGAUCUUAGCUGGGCCAUGCAAGAUUGGGAGUUAUCUGACGAGCCUAUGGAAGAUCUUACCUGGCCCCAUUAUUGCAGGAACACAUUUGAUGCAAUCACGAUGGAUGGGAACGGCACAGUGCUAGUCUUCAGAGGUGGUCUGUUCUGGACAGUGACAUCUGGGGGUAAUGUAAGUGCUCCACUUCCUCUGAAGCAGCGCUGGCCUCAGCUUCCAUUCGCCAUCGAGGCUGCUGCCUUCUCUCCACUGGAUGGCAAACUUUACUUUUUCAGUGGCAAACACAUAUGGCGAUAUUCAGGCCCUACUUUGGACCUUGGCUUCCCCAGGAAGAGCAGCGAGUGUGACAUGCCGCGACACCCAGACUGCGCCUUCUUCUAUGCUCCUCUAGGACACAUGGUGGUCUUUAAAGGCUCACGUUACUUUGUGUUAAACCUGGAGACAUUGCGCUCUGAGCCAUACUACCCUAGAGGCCUUGCUGAUUGGAAGGGAGUGCCACGGCGGGCCAACGGUGCCGUGACAAGAGCCGAUGGAAGGCUUUAUUUUUUCCGUGAACAGCAGUACUGGAGGUUUGAUCCAAGGAAACUACGAGUCACAGCAAGCGGACGAUGGACAAAGAAGCUGGCAUGGACUGGCUGCCAUAAAACUCCCUCAGAUUAUGUGCUGUGACCAGAUUCCAUACUAAAGUGAAAUAUUCUCUAACAGAAUAGAGCGGAGCUACGUGCAAGUCAACAGGCAUGUGACUUUUUAUUCUGUCUGGUGCUAAAUGGAUGCUGUCAUAUGAUGGGGCAAGAGGACAACUUACAGUAUGUAUAAUCAUGUGGUAUGAGUCUAGAACAAAUGUGUAGAACAAAAUGUGAUUUGAAUUUAAUUUUCAUGCUACUAUAAUAUGCAAAUAUGUGUAUAUGUAUGUGUAACUGUACAUAGCACAUUGUAAUUAGCAUAAGAAUAAUUUUUUUUAUAUUUUACAUGAACAGAACAAAUAACUUCUUAUACCUAUUAAAGAUACCUGACUCCACCUGACCACUCUCUCAGCCACAGGUGUGUAAAUUAAGGAUCCUUCAGAGUGAUUAUUGUUUAAUUAUAAUACAGUGAUCAGCAGAACACAACAAUGUAAUGUGCAGAAGCAGUCUAUCGCCUCCAAUUUAAUAAAAUGGAUUAAUAUGAGCUUUAUACGCCUCUCAUUUAACGGCCUAUCACAAAAUAGUGACAAGUGUUAUUCACCAUUUAGCGUCGUCAAUUUUGCCACUGAAGAUCAGCAAGAUCAGAUUAACUUCUAGAAGAUUUUAUCCUACAAAAGUAUAAAAACUAUCAGUGUUGUUGUUCUCAACUGUAAACAAUGAGUAUUAUAAAAACAGCUUUGUUAAUUAUUCUUGUAGAAUGACAUCACUGACAUCACUUCCACCAAAUGUAGUCCUGCCCAACUCUCAAAAGAGCAGAAAAAAGAAAUUCUAAAAAAUUUCACCAGAAAACAAAGAAGAUUAAUUUAUUGCAAUCCAUGGUAAAUUAACAAAGGGAAGCUACAACUAGCAGUAAGAAGCUUGGUGAGGUAAAUUGUAAAACAAUUGUAAAACUGCCCUCUGCUGGAGAUUAUGUGACGUGCAGUUUAUUUCAACUGCCUUAGAAAUGUAAAUGGCUUUUGUUUUCAAAAACCAGACUAUAGAUGGUUUGUCAGACUAAAUUCGAUUU